GCGCUUUUGGCAGAAGCGGCUGAAAAGAGCUUGUGAAUGGUGCUUGGGGAAAAAAGUGCCGCGUUCGUACAGUUCCGUAUUAUUAUUGAGCACUUCUAGCAUUGUGAUAUAGGGAGGUGGAAAACAUGGGCUUUCUUCUUUUAUUCUAGUCAGUAAUUCAGAAUGGCACAAAAUGAGCCUCAUGCGAUGGUACACAAAGCAGGGAAAUCAUCUCAUUCACGAGCUACGGAGAAUAGUCCCAAAGAAGACAGCAAUAAGCAAACGGAUCCAGAACUCAUCUUCACCAAACAGGAGAAAAUUGGACAAGGUGGUUUUGGAGAAGUUUUUAAAGGCGUCAAUAACCGCACCCAGCAAACUGUUGCCAUCAAAAUCAUAGAUUUAGAACAAGUGCUGGAAGAGAUCGAAGAUAUUAGACAAGAGAUAAUGGUUCUCUCUCAGUGUGACAGUCCAUAUGUCACUAAAUACUACGGAUCUUACUUAAAGGGACCAAAACUGUGGAUUAUUAUGGAAUACCUCGGAGGUGGCUCUGCGCUCGACUUGAUGAAAGCGACAAAGUUUGAAGAAGUUCACAUUGCAAUAGUCCUCAAAGAUGUUCUGAAAGGCCUGGAUUAUCUGCAUUCAGAGCGGAAAGUCCACAGAGAUAUUAAAGCUGCAAAUAUCCUUUUAUCUGAAAUCGGUGAAGUGAAGCUUGCCGACUUUGGCGUUGCCGGUCAGCUGACAAACACGACAAGCAAAAGAAAUUCUUUAGUUGGCACACCCUUCUGGAUGGCGCCCGAGGUCAUAUGCCGAUCAGCUUAUGAUUCAAAGGCCGACAUCUGGAGUCUAGGCAUCACAGCCAUUGAGCUGGCGAAAGGCAAGGCACCCCGAUCCGAUUUGCACCCGAUGAAGGUCCUCCUCCUCAUCCCCAAAAGCAACCCUCCUCAGCUGAAUGGAAACUACAGCAAGCAGUUUCGUGAGGUGGUAGAAGCUUGCCUUAACAAAGACCCCGCAAAUAGACCAACUGCAAAGGAGCUUUUGAAAUUUCCUUUCAUUCGCAAGGCCAAGAAGAAUUCUUAUAUAAUAGACCUGAUUGAGAAAUAUAAGGCUUGGAAGGAACAAGAUUCCGGAUUUUCGAAUUUCAGCGACUCAGAGGCAUCGGAUUCAGAGGAGUCACCAAGCAACGACUCUUGGCAGACUUGGCGAUGGGACCUUGGCACGCUUCAGGCGCCUAGCACACUGGAUUUGAAAGUGAAGAAUCCUCCUGAUGAAAACGAUAGCUUCAAUUCUUCCAAAGACUCGGCUCUAGUCAAAAGCAUCAGCGACCAAAGUUCAAACCAGAUUUCUCCCGUUGUGAUACACAAGAACAUGUUUUGGAAUCGAGGGGGAAGUGUAAUGAGACCAACCAGUAUGCCUUCUUCUCUGUGCCCUCAAAUUCCAUGGCAUGUCGACCGUGGAAGCCCUGAAGAUUUCGAUCAACAGAAAUGGAUUAUUUUAUCAAACAGCGAUUUUAUUGAUUGUGACCGGAAUUCAGUGUCUAAUAAUCCGAAUGUCGAGAGCAGAAAUAACCAAGACUUGAUUCUCAGAAAUAAUGCUGAAUCGCCAGUUUCACCUUCAAACCAAGGGAAAUCAGUUGGUUCCAAGUCUUCCCAUUCUUACAACUACUUAACUAAGCUGAUAAAUGAGUUGAAAGACAAGUACACAAACCAAGCCCAACAGAAUGUUUGUGGCGCCAGAAGCAACCCAUUCGAAGAGUUGCAUAAUGCCUUCGCUGCUGCCGAGCAGAGCACCCCGGGUAUCAGUGACCUUUUCGUAAAAGACCUCUUUCGACGGGUGGCUCCACAUGUGAGUCGGGAAAGAAGAAUGCAUAGUAUCAUGGAUCGACUAAAAGUAAAUGAAUCUUAAGAAGUUUCAAGUGCCAAAGAAAAAAAGAUUGACAUUGUUCCAUGAAAAGAUAUAUAGCAUAUCAGGUUCCCCCUGAUUUAUAAAGUAGAUCUGAUACUAUUAAAAAGAAUUCAAACAUGACAAAGUGCAAUGUACAGCAUUCAUUGUUCUGCUGUGGGAAUUUUCCCUCUUUAUUGAUGUGAUAAUUUUAUCAUGGGCUUAUACAUUUAUUAUUCGAUUUAUCAGUAGUUGAUUAAAAUAGCUUUUUCUCAAAAUUGAUUAAAUCUGUAACAAGUGUGCAUUUGCAUUAUAAACAAUUUUGAUUUCAGUAUUGAAAAUAAUAUAAUGUAGUUGACUUUAUUUUCUUUUUAUUAUUAUUUGAAUUAAAGUUUCCAAGUAAUAUUCAAAAUCUUGUCAAGUGUAGUAAAAACUUAAACAAAAAUUUUGAAUGCAUUAUUUUAAAAAAUAAAAUGGAUAUGGUUAAAAUAUAUAACACCUCUGUAGAAUUCUACCCCCAAAUUUAAUUUUUAGAAAUUAAAUGGUUUUUGUAUUUUAAAUUUUGACCAUGCAUAUUUUAUAGAAUUAUAAAAAAGUUGAGCUUUGUUUCUUUUGUUGAUACUUAUUUUCAGUUUAACUACUAGUAUUCAAUUUACGUUUUCAUUAUUCAUGAGUGGAUACAAUGUUAUUGAAUAAAAUGUUUGUACAUGAUCUUACUAAAACAUAUAUAGACUGUGUAUUAAGCUGAAGAACUGUAUAUAUGAAUGUAUGCUGAGUGCAAAAUUUUUAAAAAUAAAUUUGGUAAAUAUUGAAAAAUUACGGGUUAUGUACAAGUGCAUGAUAAAAGCAUUUCUUUCAAAUGCUCAGUUUUCAAAGCACUUUUUUUUAAAAUCUUUUAUAUUUUACUUGCCCACAGUUUAUUGUCCAGUAUUUGUUCGUUUUCUUUUUUAAUGCGUAAUAAUAUUU
Messenger RNA from Argiope bruennichi, 2823 nucleotides. RefSeq names its product serine/threonine-protein kinase 26-like. Lineage: Eukaryota; Metazoa; Arthropoda; Arachnida; Araneae; Araneidae. The transcript has 12 exons. The record is from RefSeq and is a predicted model, not a curated record. The coding region runs from base 163 to 1881 and encodes 572 amino acids. Gene Ontology annotation, molecular function: protein kinase activity; ATP binding. Gene Ontology annotation, biological process: protein phosphorylation.